AUGGUCUCCCAAAACCUCAUCGCCUUCCUGGGCCUCGCCUCCACCGCCCUAGCAACCUACAGCCCGCAGGCGCUAAAGAACCUACGCGACCUACGCGCAGAGCACGUCGUCGUCGAGGUGCGCGAAGCACAAUCAUCCAGCAGCGACAGCGCCCUCGCCAGCUCGUGCUCGUCCUCAGCAGAAGCCAUCAUCACGGACGCGCCGCAGCCGCCGGCGAGCCUAGAAUCGUUCUUCGCAUCGUUCGCGGCGACGGCCGACCUAACGAACCCGAGCGUGCUGUGCCAGAUCACGGCGGCGGUGCCGUCGUCGCUGACGGCCGCGUACAGCUCGUACGACCAGCAGGCGAGCAGCUGGUUCAGCGCGCACAGCAGCGACAUCGACGCCCUCGUCUCCAAGUGCGUCGGCGAGGACGGCGCCGCCUCCAUCUCCCAGGCCCUGUCCGCGCUCGACGUGUACGCCGCUGGUAGCUGCACCGGCUCCGUGUCCAAGGGCCUGGCUGCGCGGCCGACUGGUGUGGUUGCCGGUGCUGCUGUUGCUGCGGCGGGUGUUUUGGGCGCGGCUGCGGUGUUGUAG
Messenger RNA from Annulohypoxylon truncatum, 573 nucleotides. RefSeq lists its product as uncharacterized. Bases 1 to 573 code for a protein of 190 amino acids. The transcript has a single exon. NCBI's taxonomy places the organism in Eukaryota, Fungi, Ascomycota, Sordariomycetes, Xylariales, Hypoxylaceae. The record is from RefSeq and is a predicted model, not a curated record.